Messenger RNA from Schistosoma guineensis, 630 nucleotides. NCBI's taxonomy places the organism in Eukaryota, Metazoa, Platyhelminthes, Trematoda, Strigeidida, Schistosomatidae. The record is from the annotation of a GenBank genome assembly.
CGGAAAUUCGAUAUUCUGCAUUGAUAGUGAUGAGUUUCGCCGAAAUCUGUAAUAGCACUCAAAUCCCAAAAGCUUUACUUUGGGAUGUUAAUCAAGUUGCUUCUUGGAUUGAAGGCAUUGGAUAUUCUCAGUACAAGGAAUGUUUUACUGAAAAUCAAAUUGAUGGUCGCAGUCUAAUUAAUAUCCACUCUUCAACACUUCCUCAUUUAGGCGUGACUGAGUUUGCAGAUAUUAAGGUAAAUUGAUAAUUCUACGCAGUCUGUUCAGAAUAUAGCAUGUAAAGUGAGGGAAGUUUUGAAUCUAGAUGAAAACGAGUCGUCGCGCAAAUUGCACUUGCCUCCAAGAAACAUAGUUGGGAUGUUUCUCGAAGCAAAAAGCUAUACUGGAAGCAAAUUAUCUGGACUCACAUUUCCCAGAUUUGUUUACAAUACUCGGAGUGCAAUUUGGCAACCUUCAUUAACAAAUAUGGGGAUGAUUUUUAAAUAUAAACAAUGAAUUCACCUGAGGUUUCUGUGGUGGUUAAAUGAAUAGUAACUUUCAAUGAGUAAUCACUAUGAGUACUUCCACAACAAUUAUUUUCACGUAUUGUUCAUUUUAACUUACCAGUAAAUAAUAAACUUUUGUUUUUAG